UAUUGUUCGUGAUCUGACACCAAUGAGGGAUUAUGAAGUUGGCAAAUUGUGUUGAAAUUGGGCUCCCUGCAUUUGUUAUUCUGGUGAUAUUGUCCCAGGCCUACUUCCCACCAAUUUCACAGCCUGAAGGAUUGCCACUUAAAAUCCUUGAUGCAAAAGGCAAGGAAUGGAUAUUUCAAUUUCGCUUCUGGCCAAACAAUAAUAGCAGGAUGUAUGUUUUAGAGGGUGUCACUCCUUGCAUACAGUCAAUGCAGUUGCAAGUAGGUGACACAGUAACAUUUAGUCGAUUGGAGCCAGAAGGGAGGUUGGUUAUGGGAUUUAGAAAGGCUUCAAAUGCCACGCCAUCUGAUCAGGUUCAAUUUGUUAUAUGAAGAAUGCAUUGAGUUUAAUAAGCUGGGACUUAGAGAUAAUGUUGCGCAGAUAUAUGUACUAGAGAGAUUUCACUUUUGGAAACAGAAAAAGCCUCUGAUAUCCAAUUGUGGUGCCAUUUGUAACUCUCUUCAAAAGAUAAAGACCGACAAGUACAUUCAAAGGCAACCCAAGGUUCUAGAGGAAUCAAUUGGUUCAAUUGAUUCAGAGAGCCAGGGACUACAAGAAAGAAUAUUGGGAUUCAUUUGGUUCAGAGAAUGUGAUGCUUCCGGCUGCGCUAC
Messenger RNA from Arachis duranensis, 650 nucleotides. RefSeq names its product B3 domain-containing transcription repressor VAL2. The transcript is spliced from 6 exons. The coding region runs from base 33 to 371 and encodes 112 amino acids. The record is from RefSeq and is a predicted model, not a curated record. Lineage: Eukaryota; Viridiplantae; Streptophyta; Magnoliopsida; Fabales; Fabaceae. Gene Ontology annotation, molecular function: DNA binding.